GGAACUGUUCAUUCACAUAAACUAGAGACAGAAAGCUGCUCUGUUCUUCUGUUGCUGUUUGCCUCUCUGCUAAUAUUAACAUUAGCCAUAACUGGCUCUAGUUUAAUGUUUUAACGGCGACCUGUCUGUGUCUCAGUAACAGAUCAGAGCCAGCCUUUAUUGAGGUCAAUACAAUGAGGCUGGUCAUUCUGGACGACUAUGAGCUGGCCAGCGAGUGGGCAGCAAAAUACAUCCGCAACAGAAUCAUCCAGUUCAAACCCUGCGCUGACAGAUACUUCACUCUGGGUCUGCCUACAGGAAGCACUCCCUAUGGCUGUUACCAGAAGCUGAUUGAAUACUACAGAAGUGGAGAUAUUUCAUUCAAAUAUGUGAAGACCUUCAACAUGGAUGAAUAUGUAGGUCUACCUCGCGCUCAUCCAGAGAGCUACCACUCCUACAUGUGGAACAAUUUCUUUAAACACAUUGACAUUGAUCCAGCCAACGCUCACAUCCUCAAUGGAAACGCAGAGGACCUGGAGGCCGAGUGUCAGGCCUACGAGCAGAAGAUCUCAGAGGCUGGAGGAAUCCAGUUGUUCGUAGGAGGUAUUGGCCCUGAUGGUCACAUAGCGUUCAAUGAGCCAGGGUCCAGCCUCGUUUCCAGGACCAGAGUGAAAACCCUCGCCAAGGACACCAUUGUGGCCAACGCUCGUUUCUUUGGUAACGACCUCUCCAAGGUUCCCACCAUGGCUCUCACUGUGGGCGUAGGAACUGUCAUGGACGCCAAGGAGGUGAUGAUUCUGAUCACAGGAGCACACAAAGCCUUUGCUCUGUAUAAAGCCAUAGAGGAGGGAGUGAACCACAUGUGGACGGUGUCAGCGUUCCAGCAGCACCCGCGCACCAUCUUCGUCUGUGAUGAAGACGCCACGCUGGAGCUACGAGUCAAAACAGUCAAAUACUUCCAAGGUUUAAUGCAUGUUCAUAACAAGCUGGUGGACCCAGUGCUCAGCAUAAAGGAGCAGUGAGACAAAGGAAGAGCUGAAGAUGAGAUGGUCAAAUAUCCAACAGAACGCUGGAACUGUUGUGUAGCUGAAGAACUGCUGAGCCGGAGCUCAUCAGGGCUGACUGUCCGGACCUCUACAUAUUGGUCAUGCAUACACUUUGCCUUGGAUAAUAUUACAGAUAAUUGAUGAGGGGUAAAUAAUAUAAGGAGAUAUUCCUUCUGAGGUUCUUUUUUCGCUGUUUGACUUUGACGGCUAGCUUUAAAGUCACAACAGGCGUUCGUUUUGUUAGGUGUAGGUAUCUAUGAAUGAAAUGUUACAUUAUAUAUUUGAUAUUGUGUCUUUGUUACCUCUGUUUUUUCAUCAAGGUUUCAUCCCCCAGUUAGUGACUGAGGAAGCAAAUACUGCGUAUAUACAUUUAUAAUGAGAUGUUUUCAAAAGUGACCUUUGACUCUUGUCGGACCGUUGCUCUUAUAUAGUUUUUGCGUUUAUGUAUCCAGGGAAUGUAAACUGUGAGCUUCUGUCAGCAGCUCCUUGUUUCUCCGUCAUUGACAGUCACAUGAGUAGCUGUCCAGCACAACCAACAGUCCUCCACCGCUCCACCAGUCACACCCCGAAAUGUUACUUCAGACUUCAAAAUCCUACACCUGUCAACUCUCCAUCCACUUAUUAGCUUUUCAGGGCUUUUAAAUGAAUGAAUGGUGUUUACUCACAUUACGUGAAGUAUGAAACUCCACUGAAUCCUGGUCCAUGACCUUUGACCUCCUCCAGUGGAUGCACAAAAAAUGCAAAAAAGGUGUGUUUAAAAACAGUAAAUCUGAGGGAAAUGAUCUUGCUGCAUGGACAGAUAAUUUCACUUGACAAGAUUUCUUAAAUUAAGAUUAUUAAAUCUAGAUAUAAGCAUGUUGAACACUGAGCCUAUUUGCCCUUUUUAUACCACAUAAUAUUUACUAUACCCAUGUUUGGUAUUUGGUAUUUUCUCAGCACAACUUCAACAUGAUCUGACUAUUAUUCUUUCACUUUAACCCACUUUAUUAACACAUUGAGCCCAAAAAUUCACAAAAAAUCAUGAAAUCUGUAAUAUAAUUAUACUAUUUAUGACAAUAAAAACCACAAAUAUGCUCAAUGAACUGUUUAAAACCUGAAAAAUGUAAGCAUAGGUUAAAAAAAAAAAAGAAAAAAAGAAAUUCAAAUAUAAUAAAACUAAACUGUACUAUCAAAUGAAAUCGAUCAUACCUUUGGUUUUAAGUGACCUCGGAACGUCAAACAAAAAACUGGAGAAAGUUUCAAGUCUGAACUUUGGAGUGAAGUGGACAGCAGCGCUCCACAUGACCUCAUUUUUUUGUUACGUUAUCAUAGACCCCAGAGGAUUAAAUAAGAAAUUAACUCUUAAAACCAGAUAAAUGAUCUAACAUUUCUAAAUCUAAAGUUUUUUUUAUCUUGGUAAGAAACAAAUAAUCAUCAGGUCACUCUGCUCGGGCCAGUUCAUCACUGCUGGCAGCUUUCAUUUAUCUUGUUUUAAGAGUUAAUUUCUUACUUUAAGCAUUCAACAUGCUUAUUUCUAGAUUUAAUAAUCUUAAUUUAAGAAAUCUUGUCAAGUGAAAUUAUCUGUCCAUGCAGCAAGAUCAUUUCCCUCAGAUUUACUGUUUUUAAUCUUGUUUUUAGACUAAACACCUUUUUUUCUGGUUUAUUUGAGUUUCUGUUCUGGAAAUGAUUUUGUCAAAUACUGAUCCCACCAUCGCAAAUGACAUUUAAUGCUCAAAACACCCUGUUUAGUUUUCCUGCAUUGUGUUGAUUUGCAAUCAUCACAAGGUUUUUAUAACUUUUAUUGUGUAUAUUUUCUUUUCCCCAAAAGGAAUCAAAGGAAUGGUGGUUCCAGCAGGAGAUGACAGUGAAUGGUUAACUACUGUCAGUACUGUUGUAUAUCACAGUGUAAUGUAGGCUUUGAUCCAUGAUGCAUCAAUUCACUUCACUUAGAGUAGAGCGAGUGUCAUUUUGCAGGCUUUUUAUAUUUCCAGUGCAGUGCCAUGAUUAAUUUCUCUCCUCAGUGUUUGUUUUCAACAUUCUUUGUGGUUCUCUUCUACUGUAAAGUCACUCCUCCUGUUCAUCAGGCUGGUAGUGAUAGGACUUCUCUGUGCACAUAGAUUGUUUUAAACUCUUUAUUUUCUGAUGUCAAUAAAAACUUUGCUAAGA
Messenger RNA from Centropristis striata (black sea bass), 3170 nucleotides. RefSeq names its product glucosamine-6-phosphate isomerase 2. The transcript has 7 exons. Gene Ontology annotation, cellular component: cytoplasm. Bases 174 to 1001 code for a protein of 275 amino acids. Gene Ontology annotation, molecular function: glucosamine-6-phosphate deaminase activity; identical protein binding. The record is from RefSeq and is a predicted model, not a curated record. Gene Ontology annotation, biological process: D-glucosamine catabolic process; N-acetylneuraminate catabolic process; N-acetylglucosamine catabolic process. Lineage: Eukaryota; Metazoa; Chordata; Actinopteri; Perciformes; Serranidae.